CCACUCGGACACAGUCGAUGGUAUCAUGAAAUGUAUUAUUGAGGAGGUUCCGUAGCCAACCAAUCUUGAAGACGCUUUUCAUCAAGCAAGAGAGAGAGAGAGAGAGAGAGAGAGAGAAAGAGAGAGUUGCUGCUACUUCAUAAUACCUCUCUCGCCCUUAGCAACAAGAUGGGGUACGAGAUGCUCCUAAUUAAGAGCCCGCACCGGAUGGAGUCACGAAAGCUUGGAUUGGCUCUCCUCGUAGGAUUCUGCAUCGGCGUCGUCACCAGUUUCAUCUCCAUCACGCUGUCUACAGCUGAACAACAGUUUUCCUUGGCCUACGGUGCUCGCGCCAAUCCUUCGCCGGAGAUCAACCUUCAUCCACACAUAUCAGGCCGAUCCGCCACUGGUGUCAUCAGAAUGAAGCAGACUUCACCGUCGACCAACUACGCCGCUCAUUCGACAGGACAAACUAAAGAUGAUGCUGUGGAAUUAGCAAGCGGAAAGGAGACAGAGGAGGCCAAUCAUGGAGAGAAUGAGGCCGAGAGAGUGCAGCACACAACCCAGAAGCAAGAAGCAAUCGAAUCUAAGCCACCAGGUACAGGUGAUCGUUUCAACGAGCAUAUCGGUUUCGAGCGCGGUGAAGCUACCAAGGCAGCUUGCGAUCUUUCCAAUCCAAGAACCGAUGUCUGCGAGCUUCACGGAGAUGUUCGAAUUCACGGGAAGUCUUCCUCUGUGGUUCUUGUCAGUGCCGAUCGCGAACCACGCAAUCCAGAAAGAAGACAGUCGUGGCAGAUCAAGCCUUAUGCUCGCAAGUUCGACAAGGCAGCGAUGGCGCACAUCCAGCAAGUGUCGGUGAGAUCGUCGAAUGGCCUCGGAGACGACGUCCCUCGCUGCACCGCCAACCACAGCGUCCCCGCCGUCGUGUUCGCGAUCGGAGGGUACAGCGGCAACUACUACCACGACUUCACCGACGUCCUUGUUCCGCUGUUCAUAACCUCGCGACGGUUUGAUGGCGAAGUCCAACUCGUGAUAGGGACGACGAAGCUAUGGUGGAUCUCCAAAUACGAGCCGAUCCUGAGGAAGCUGUCGCGGUACGAGAUCGUCUACUCUGGCAGCGACGAUCGAGUCCACUGUUACCCGCAUGCGAUCGUUGGCCUCCACAGCCACAAGGCCAUGUCCAUCGACCCCGCCAGGGCUCCAAACGGAUACUCCAUGGUCGACUUCACCAGGUUCAUGAGGAGCACCUACUCGCUGGGGAGGGAUUCCCCGAUCAGACUGGGCGACGACGGAGGCAGGAAGCCUCGGCUGCUGCUGAUCCCGAGACAGGGGACUCGGAGAUUCACCAACUUCCGGGAGAUCGUGGGGGUGGUGGAGGAGUCGGGCUUCGAGGUGGUGGUGGCGGAAGCGAAGAUGGGGAGCAAGGUGGCGGAGGUGGCGAGGUUGGUGAACUCGUGCGACGUGAUGAUGGGGGUGCACGGCGCCGGCCUCACCAACUUCGUGUUCCUGCCGACCGGCGCGGUGAUCAUUCAGGUAGUCCCCUUCGGCAAUCUGGAGAACAUCUCCCGGUCUUGCUUUGGGUACUCAUCGGAGGACGCCAAGCUGCACUACCUGGAGUACAGCAUAAGGGAGGAGGAGAGCAGUCUGAUCGAGCAGUACCCGAGAGACCACCCUGUGUUCAAGGACCCCAAGUCGAUUCACAGGAAGGGAUGGAACAAGAUGGGGGAGGUGUACUUGGACAAGCAGAACGUGAAGCUGGACGUGAACAGGUUCAGACCUCUUCUGCUGAAAGCCCGACAGCUUCUCCAUCGAUGAAUAGGAUAGAGAAGACGAAGAAGAUUAUGAUGAUUUGUGAUUUGCUUUCUCUUCUGAUCGGGUGACAAACAAGGAGAUGGAUUUCACACUGUAUAAUAGCUGAGCUCUGUUCCUCAAUCAGGAACAUGAUUUCUCUCUUUCAA
This is a messenger RNA of Musa acuminata AAA Group (dessert banana), 1937 nucleotides long. RefSeq names its product beta-1,2-xylosyltransferase XYXT1. Gene Ontology annotation, molecular function: glycosyltransferase activity. NCBI's taxonomy places the organism in Eukaryota, Viridiplantae, Streptophyta, Magnoliopsida, Zingiberales, Musaceae. The transcript has 4 exons. Bases 169 to 1794 code for a protein of 541 amino acids. The record is from RefSeq and is a predicted model, not a curated record.